CUUUAUAGUCAUUGUUCUUACAAAAUCGAGCCCUAGAACUUCAACUGACAAAACCUAAAUCACACAUAUUCGCCAUCUCUUUCGCCGAUCUGCAACUCUCUUUCGCCAUAUAUCCGGCUGAUGUGCAGAUACCCUUCGCUACUACUCUCCCAACUUUGAAUUCAUCUCAAGAACAACACUUGAAGAGCUCAAUUGGAGAAGGAAAAUAAAAACCCUCAUCUAUCCACUUGUCAUGUUCUAAAUGAUUCUUAGUUGUGAAAUUCCUAUGGUGUUACGAAAUCCCUUCAUCUUAAUUUCCCAUCACAAACUACUGCUGAUACCACUACAGUAGUAUAAAUAAAAAUGGAGCUGACUGCCAUUAAAGAUGCAUUUGAUCGUGUUACAAAGAAACAAAAACUGUCAAGCUCUAAAGCUCAAGAAAUGUUCGAUCUGAUCGACAAAGAAAUCAAGCAGACAUUACAGAAGCUACAAUCAUCUAAUGAUCGUGAAUCUCAGAUUGAUUGUAAGUCUGCACUUGCCGAUCUUAAAGCCAAGUUACAAGAUAUAGCUCCACUCAGUCAGUUGGAAAGCACACAGAAGGAACUGAACCUAGCACUUAGCAAGUAUCCAAAGAUUCUGGAGAAAUCAUUCGUUCCUGAUAUAUCCAAGGCUUAUAGAAACAUUGACUUUGAUACCCACACAGUCAAUGAGAUAAUUGGCAGCCAUUUCUAUCGGCAGGGCCUAUUCGAAGUUGGUGAUUGUUUUACAAGUGAGACUGGGGAAUCAGAAUCUGCAUCGGCUAUGAAAUCUCAGUUUCAGGAAUUGUUUGGGAUACUUGAUGCAAUGAAACAUCGGAAUCUAGAGCCAGCACUGAACUGGGCCAUGUUUAACUCUGAUAAACUCAAACCAAAUGGAUCAGACCUAUUACUGAAACUUCACAGACUGCAAUUUGUUGAAUUAGUGCAAAAGGGAAAUAGAGAUAGAGCUCUCCAGUAUUCAAAAGCUUGUCUUGCUCCUUUUGCUUCCGACCAUAUGGUUGAAAUACAAAAGCUCAUGGGGGCUCUUCUGUGGACUGGAAGGCUUGAACACUCCCCAUACUCUCACUUAUUAUCACAAGCCAAUUGGGACAAAGUGACAGGGGAGCUAACCAGGCAGUUCUGCAAUAUUCUGGGUCAGUCUUACAAGAGCCCGUUGAGUGUGACCAUGGAGGCAGGGAUUCGUGGUUUGCCACCUCUUCUCAAGUUUAUGAAUGUAAUGGCAGGAAAGAGACAGGAAUGGCAGUCUAUGAAGCAGUUGCCUGUACCAGUGGAUUUAGACUGUGAGUUUCAUUUCCAUUCUAUUUUUGUGUGUCCAGUAUCAAAGGAACAAUCAACAGAAGAAAAUCCACCUAUGUUGAUGUCAUGUGGACAUGUGCUCUGCAAGCAGUCUAUUACGAAGAUGUCAAAGAACGGUACAAAAUCUUUCAAAUGUCCAUACUGUCCUUCUGAUGUCAAUUCAGCACAGUGUAGGCCGCUUGUUUUCUGAUGUAUCUGCAAAAGGAACUAGUUACAACCGUGUUUCUUGCACACUGGGUAAAGCUUGUGGAAACUAGUCAUGCUGUGUUGUGUAGUUAGGAUGUGUGGUUAUGCCGUGUCAAAAGCCAGUUUGUUUGGUUUGUUGAAGCAUUUGUUGUAAAUAGUAAAUUCUUUUUACUGGCCGGCGGUUAAAGAAAUCCGCUUCCCUGUGAAUAAUUUGAAUGCAUCAUGAUCUGGAUCCCAAGACAAGGACAUGCUGCCUCAUCCUUCUGAGUAAGUUAUACUUCUGCUGCUAUCUCCUGUUGGGAAAUGUAAACUGUAGCGGGCUCCUCGGGCUUCGGCCUUAAGUGUUGACCCGAUACUACAAAGGCUGUUCAAUAAUUUCUCACUUUUCUCUUAUAUGUAUCUGUUUUACCAACACAACUCAGAGUAAAUUUGUACUUUUAGUAAUUCAAUCAGGUCAGCUUUCUCCA
This is a messenger RNA of Pyrus x bretschneideri (Chinese white pear), 1966 nucleotides long. RefSeq names its product protein RMD5 homolog. Gene Ontology annotation, molecular function: protein binding; ubiquitin protein ligase activity. Gene Ontology annotation, biological process: proteasome-mediated ubiquitin-dependent protein catabolic process. The transcript is spliced from 3 exons. Lineage: Eukaryota; Viridiplantae; Streptophyta; Magnoliopsida; Rosales; Rosaceae. Gene Ontology annotation, cellular component: nucleus; cytoplasm; GID complex. Bases 343 to 1503 code for a protein of 386 amino acids. The record is from RefSeq and is a predicted model, not a curated record.